Messenger RNA from Gastrolobium bilobum, 1621 nucleotides. RefSeq lists its product as uncharacterized. NCBI's taxonomy places the organism in Eukaryota, Viridiplantae, Streptophyta, Magnoliopsida, Fabales, Fabaceae. The record is from RefSeq and is a predicted model, not a curated record. The transcript has 5 exons. Bases 472 to 1227 code for a protein of 251 amino acids.
GAGAGAAAGACAGAGAGAUUUUCGUUUGAACAAAUCUUAAAAUUGCAGUAACUUUUGUUCCCUUUCCCGGUUAUCUAUCUAUCUAUCUGUCUAUCUAUAGUUUAAUACCUUUUUAUCUCUUUCCCUUAUCUCUCGCUCUCUGCAAAUUCAACUCUUCCACCAUUGGAUCUGGGGUUCCUUCCCCUCUCCACAAAGGUUCAGUCCGUUCCCGGGAUUGCAUUUUUGUUUCUUUUGUUUUUGGAGUUGUUGAGCUCGUGAAGGUAAUCUGAAUUGGGAUUGAGUUGUAUUGCAAGGUGUCUUCGUGAUGAUUUAUGGUCAAUUAAGCCCUUAGUACAUAACAAAAGUUGAGGAGGUCAUUUUUUUAUGAUGGGUUGAGUUCAAGGAUUAAGUUUCUGGUGGCAGUUUAGAGGAAAUUUUGUAGGGUAUCAAGCUGGGAGAAGUUGGAUUAGGUUUGUGGCUUUGGGAAUUGGGAUGGAUCGUAGAAGUGCAAGGGAUAAGGAUGUUGAAGUUGAUCUUGAAAGUGGAUUGCCACUAAUUGGAGAUGAUUCAAAGAAAGUCUCUACUCCAACUACUGCAAAACAAGGAAAGGCAUUGUUUGCUAAGCUUUCUGGUGGGUUGGUUGGAGGUCCUGUUAAAGGUGAAGUUGGGCCAAGUUUGUGCAGCAAUGAAUCAAAUUUAAGUGAAGUUUCUGUGGAUGUGAUGAAAGUGACAAACAACCCAAUUACAGGGCAAGAUUUAGUGAGCAAUGCAGUGCAGACCCCGGUAAAGGAGAAACGCAAAAAGGCCCGUAAUAAAAAGGCUCCCAAACCUCCAAGACCUCCACAAGCUCUGCAGUUGGAUGCUGCUGACCAUAAGCUAAUCAGGGAGAUAUCUGAAUUUGCCAUGUUGAAGCGUGCAAGAAUAGAGCGUAUGAAAGCCUUGAAGAAGAUGAGAAUGGCUAAAUCAUCAUCUUCCAGCAGCAGCAGCAGCAUUUGGGCCAUGGUUUUCACUGUUGUCUUCUGUAUUGUGAUAAUAUUCCAAGGUAUGUCAUCUGGGAAAAGCUCUGUGUCAAGUUUCCAGGGAUCUCCUCUAUCUGCUGGAGGAGCAGAGGGUGAUUUAAUUUCGGUUCAGUACCAACUCACUCCAUCCGCAAGUGACUCAAAUGCACCUGGUUCAGAGUCUCACCAUUUUGUGCAGCAGGUAGCAGGUUCAUAUUUGCCUGAAAAACUGAGGAGAGAUUCAGGUUAAUGCAGUUUUAUUUUGCAAAAAGAAUGCCAUUACCUGUUUUUAACGAAGAAAAGAUAAGAUGGCUUAGUGGUCUUGUGCUUCACAUUCAAGUUCUUUUUCUUGUCUUCAAAUAUAUAUUUAUGUAUUGGUAAUUUAUCCCCUUUUAUGUAUAUUAUUCAAUGUUGGGGGGUGAGUUAAAUUACCAUAACAUAGUUGCCACUGUUCUUCAUUGGCUUGCCAAAUACGUGUUGUUACCUUCUACAUUUCAGCAACUUUUUGUUGCUUAUAUGCUCGAUGAAAUAUUGAGUUGGGAGUUUUUGCUUUUGAAGCUCAAACACAUAAUGUGAUCCUAAUAAUUAUUUACUGGUGUCCUUUUGUCAUGGCUUAAUUAAGACAACUAGUAUAUAAUUGUAUU